Messenger RNA from Cetraspora pellucida, 357 nucleotides. Lineage: Eukaryota; Fungi; Glomeromycota; Glomeromycetes; Diversisporales; Gigasporaceae. The record is from the annotation of a GenBank genome assembly.
AUGACUAUAGAUGAAUUUUAUAGAAAAUUGUUACAAAUAGGUAGACGAGCUAACUAUAGGCCUAAAGAAUUACAUAAUAAGUUCUUGGAUGCCUUUCCUAUUCCAUGGCUUGAAAAAGCUAAGGAUAUCAGUGAAUAUUUGCUAUUAGAUGAAUUAGCUAAAAAGCUUUAUGAGAUAGAGUUACAACAAAUUGCUAGACAUAAAAGAGAUAGAAUACCUGAUCUGCUACCAAGAGGUCCACCACCUUCAUUACAAACAGAAGAAGAUGAUAAUGAGAAUGAAGAAGGUGGAUAUAAUAAUAAAGAGAAUAAAUGGCAUGCUCCAUCUCAGUCAGAAAAAAAAAACAGGUAUUGGUAA